AUGGGCACUCUCAAAUUUGCUUCGUUUUCUCUUCUUUUGCUCUUUACAGUCACUGGGAUGUUAGGGGAGGUAGAGUCUAAGACAUAUUGGGCUGAUAUAAAGGUUUUGAAGGAGGUCAAGAAAGCAGUGGACCCAAACUCAGUGAGUCCAGGUUCUUGCAUGAGUUCAUGGGAUUUUACUGUUGACCCUUGUGAUAGUUUGUUCAGUGAGAGAUUCACUUGUGGGUUCAGGUGUGACACUGUAGUAUCCGAGUCAAGUAGAGUCACUGAGCUCAGUCUUGAUCAGGCGGGUUACUCGGGUGCACUCACUUCCAUUUCUUGGAACCUACCAUAUUUACAAACACUUGACCUUUCAAAUAAUUACUUCUAUGGCCAAAUUCCUGAGUCUGUAUCCAACUUGUCUCAAAUGAGUCGACUCGGCCUAUCGAGGAACUUGUUCUCUGGUGAGAUCCCAACCUCGAUUGGCUCAUUAAGUAGCCUGGAAGAGCUGUAUUUGGACAACAACAACCUUCAAGGCAAUAUUCCUGCAAGUUUCAAUGGUCUUGUUAGUUUAAAAAGGCUCGAAAUUCAAUCAAACAAGCUAGUUGGUGAGUUUCCCGAGCUGGGUGCACUUAAAAAUCUCUACUUUUUAGAUGCAAGUGACAAUGCCAUAUCAGGUAACGUCCCAUUAACAUUACCAGCAUCUUUAGUUCAAAUCUCAAUGAGAAACAAUAGCUUACAAGGCAAAUUAGAGCCUCAAAGCUUAAAAAACUUAGCUUUUCUACAAGUAAUUGAUUUGAGUCACAAUAAACUCAGUGACUCGGUCCCUUUACUCCUCUUCACUCACCCUUCACUUCAACAACUCACUCUCUCUUUCAAUUCUUUCACGUCCGUACAAUCCCCACCAUUCCCAUUAACCACAAUUCUCCAAAGUGAAGCAAUAGCCAUUGAUUUAAGCAAUAAUGAGCUUAGCGGUUUUUUGCCUUCUUUCAUGGCCUUAAUGCCAAAGCUCUCAGCUUUAUCACUUGAAAACAACAAAUUUUCAGGUAUGAUACCGACUCAAUUUGCCAUAAAAACAGUUUUAUCCGGAUCCGGAUUGUCUCCAUUUUCUAGGCUUUUCUUAGGAGGGAAUUACUUAUAUGGACCCAUACCGGGUCCUCUAAUGGAGCUCCAACCAGGUUUUGCUGAUGUAAGAUUGAAUGACAACUGUUUGUACCGUUGUCCUGUUAGUUUCUUCUUUUGUCAAGGUGGUGCCCAAAAAUCACAAAUGGAAUGCAAGAGCUUCAGCCCUUUAAUCCCAUAA
Molecule: messenger RNA, 1281 nt
Organism: Dovyalis caffra
Lineage: Eukaryota; Viridiplantae; Streptophyta; Magnoliopsida; Malpighiales; Salicaceae
Source: the annotation of a GenBank genome assembly